AUGGGAGGCGGCAAGUCCGUUUGCAUGAUGUAUGGACAGACCGGGUCCGGCAAGACAUACACCAUGAGUGGCCUCUUCCAGUUCGUCGCGAACGAUCUCUUCAUGGAGAUUGUGAGAGACGUGGACUUUGUAGUCUCAGUGUCUGCAGUCGAGAUUGCCGGCUCCAAGUGUUAUGACCUCAUUCACGACCGCUCGAAGGUUCUGGUGUGCGACGACGGUGAAGGCAACACGACUUUGGUAGGCACGACCGAAGUGGAAGCUGACUCGACCAAUGCUCUUUUGGAGGUAUUCGACAACGUCAAAGACUUACGGUCCACUGAAGCGACUACAGUGAACCACCAGUCAUCGCGCUCCCAUCUGGUGUGUUACAUCAACCUGCGUCAUCGCAGUGCACGUGAUAGCCUCGGCAAACUUUACGGACAGCUGGUGCUGCUGGAUCUAGCAGGCAGUGAGCGCAACGAAGACUCGUUCUACCACGAUGCUGCACGCAGAAAAGAAGCCAUCGAGAUUAACAAGAGCCACUUGGCGCUCAAGGAGUGCGUUCGUGCCAUCGGACGUGAAGACAACACUGGCUUCGUGCCUUAUCGCGCUAGUGUUCUCACCCGCAUUUUGAAGAGCUGUCUCUGGAGUACCAACUCUCGUGCUAGUGUGAUCGCCACCAUCUCGCCGCUGUCCAUCGACACGGAACACACGCUGCAUACCUUGCUCUGCGCCGAGGAGCGCGUGGUUCCGAUUCGAGAAUGGGACAAUGAUCGUGUGAGGAACUGGGUCUGCUCGGUACGCAACGGGGGAUUCCAGAAGUUCGCUGACAAUGUCAACAGCUCCGUCGAUGGCAGGAUGCUUAUCCGCUUCACACACGCUCGGUUCACACAGCUCUGCGGAGGCAACAGCCUCGCUGGUGGGCAUUUACUUAAGGCGUUUCGUGACGAAGUGGCCAACCGAGACAAGAUGCUGAAGGCGAGACGAGAGCGCAAUGCUGCACGUCGCAAAUAG
Messenger RNA from Phytophthora infestans T30-4, 993 nucleotides. RefSeq names its product kinesin-like protein. Gene Ontology annotation, molecular function: microtubule binding; ATP binding; microtubule motor activity. Gene Ontology annotation, biological process: microtubule-based movement. The transcript has 3 exons. Lineage: Eukaryota; Oomycota; Peronosporomycetes; Peronosporales; Peronosporaceae. The record is from RefSeq and is a predicted model, not a curated record. Bases 1 to 993 code for a protein of 330 amino acids.